Talpa occidentalis (Iberian mole) is the source of this 2139-nucleotide messenger RNA. RefSeq names its product KICSTOR subunit 2 (gene KICS2). The record is from RefSeq and is a predicted model, not a curated record. Gene Ontology annotation, biological process: negative regulation of TORC1 signaling; cellular response to amino acid starvation; protein localization to lysosome. NCBI's taxonomy places the organism in Eukaryota, Metazoa, Chordata, Mammalia, Eulipotyphla, Talpidae. Gene Ontology annotation, cellular component: KICSTOR complex. The coding region runs from base 15 to 1361 and encodes 448 amino acids. The transcript has 3 exons.
UGGCGGCGGCCCGCAUGGGGGAGUCCAUCCCGCUGGCCGCGCCGGUGCCCGUGGAGCAGGCGGUGCUGGAGACGUUCUUCUCGCACCUGGGCAUCUUCUCCUACGACAAGGCCAAGGACAAUGUGGAGAAGGAGCGGGAGGCCAGCAAGAGCGCGGGCGGCAGCUGGCUGGCGCUGCUGGCGGCGCUGGCGCACCUGGCCGCGGCCGAGAAGGUGUACCACGGCCUCACCUACCUGGGGCAGAAGCUAGGCGGCCAGUCCUUCUUCAGCCGGCGCGACUCGCUGCGCUCGGCCUACGCGGCGCUGCACGGCGAGCUGCGGCGGGUGGCGGCCGGCGCGGGCGCGGGCCGGGGCGCGGCGGGCGCGGCGCCGGCGCUGGAGGAGCUGCUGGGGCACCUGGCGGAGCAGCUGAGCUUCUUCGUGCAGGCGCGCGCCGAGGCGGCCGAGCUCUACGACCGCAUGUUCGCGCUCAGCGCGCAGCGCAGCGUGGACGCGGCCGAGCUGGUGGCGCUGCUGGACGCGCUGCUCGGCAAGUACAGCGCCAGGUUUCACCACCCCAUCCUCAGCCCUCUGGAGAGCAGCUUCCAGCUGGAGGUGGGCGUCCUGAGCCACCUCCUGCAGGCGCAGGCCCAGGUGUCAGAGUGGAAGUUCCUCCCGUCCCUGGUGAGCCUGCACAGCGCGCACACCAAGCUGCAGACCUGGGGCCAGAUCUUCGAAAAGCAGCGGGAGACCAAGAAGCACCUGUUCGGGGGCCAGUCUCAGAAGGCCGUGCAGCCGCCACACCUUUUCCUCUGGCUGAUGAAACUCAAAAACAUGCUUCUGGCCAAGUUCAGCUUUUACUUCCACGAGGCGCUGAGCCGGCAGACCAGCGCGUCCGAGAUGAAGGCGCUGACGGCCAAGGCCAGCCCCGACCUCUUCGGGAAGAUCUCCAGCUUCAUCAGGAAGUACGACGCGGCCAACGUGUCCCUGAUCUUCGACAACCGCGGCUCCGAGAGCUUUCAGGGCCACGGCUACCACCACCCCAACUCCUACCGGGAGGCCCCGAAGGGCGUGGACCAGUACCCCGCUGUGGUGUCGCUGCCCAGCGACAGGCCGGUCCUGCACUGGCCCAACGUCAUCAUGAUCAUGACGGACCGUGCGGCCGAGCUGAGCGGCCUGGACAAGGUGGUCCACUUCUAUGACGACAAGGUGCAGAGCACCUACUUCCUCACGCGCCCCGAGCCCCACUUCACCCUCGUGGUGAUCUUCGAAUCCAAGAAAUCCGAGAGGGACUCCCACUUCGUCUCCUUCCUCAACGAGGUCUCUCUUGCCCUCAAGAACCCCAAAGUUUUUGCAAGUCUGAAGCCGGGCUCCAAAGGUUAGCGGCGGGUUGCGUGAGCGGGCCUGCGGGCCGGUGCGGGUGGGCCCCAGCGACUGCGGCCCUCUGUGGUUGCCGCUCCCCCUCCGCGCUCCUGUCAGAACUGAGGUCAAGACAGUCUCCGUGGCCGAGCGGCCCCUGUCCCCGAAGGCCAACUGAAUGGCGUGUCCAGAGAGCAGCCCGGGGAGGGCCGCGGCUGCUGUGUGCCUGCCCGGCGCAGCCAGGGCGGCCCUGCUUCCUCCCGCCGCUGGCUUCCCUGCAGACGGGCUGUUUAGUGCCGAUUUCCCCGGGUGUUUCAUGUUGCUCCGAGCCCUGUGUCUGAUGCCGUCCUAGCCCUGCGCCCCUCCCGGCGCGCCAUCGAGACAAGAUAUUAAAUGGCCUUUCUGGCACCGAGGACUGUCCGUUUCCUGUCAUAAAUGAGCGCGGUAACACAGAGUUAGCAGUUUCAUGAUUCUCAUCUACGGAAUCAUAGUUUUGAGGCCCAAACAAGGGACUAGGUGAGAAAUCUCCCCUCCCGAGGUGAGUCGCUGGUGGCGGAGCGCCCGGGGCUCUCACAGCCGUGGGUUCUUCUGGGUGACACGCCGCGCACAUUUGUUUGUGCCUCUACAGAGUCUGGGCUUUCCACUCCCUUUCAAAGUCCGCAUACGCCACGACGUGGGAGUCCUUCAUCCUUCAGCAUAUUACCUGCCGGGCGCUGAGUUUAUCCCUUCUGUUCCAGUUAUUUUUAGGCUGAGCAACUGAGCAGGUGGAGCCACUGUCACCCCAUGGUGGGCGGGUGCAGGG